CCAUCUGAGUAAUGGUCUCACCUCCCAAUUUGACAGAAAAGCCCCUUGACUAUGAACAAUGCCUCUAUAUAAAUUGCCAUGGAUUAACUAGAGUUGAAGGCAAAUACAACCUUAUGAACACUUCCAUUUCAUAUUUGUUUAAAUCAGGCUAACUGGAAUUGAGAAUGAAAUCCAGCCACAACAUAUAGUCACCUAGAAACAAAAAUGACAGUUAGUUAACAGAUAUUUCAUUUCUGGACAUACCAAUAGUGCUGUAUGAGGUGGAUGCCGACUUUUCUAGGUACUACUCCCUCUUUCCCACAGCCUUAUCUUAGAAAGAACAAUAGCUAGAUUGGUCAGCAAUUACGUGAUGAGAGCCAAGAAAUCCAACUUUCUGAGUCAGUGAUUCAUUGCUGACUGUAAAGUCUGAAAGCUAGAGCUGAUGUCAUUCCUUCUACCUUCCCUUUAUAUAUCUUCCCCCCUCCUUCGUUCUUCUUCCACCAGCACAAUCCUCUCAUCAUCAACAGAUAGAAGAAGAAAGCUUCAGUUCCAAACCCUCAUCCCACAAAAAUGAAGGCAUCAUAUCUCCAUCAGGGACAAGUCAUGGGGUUCCCAAUCACCUCAUCAUCAGCAUCAACUGCUGCAAGAAUGGCCCCGAGGCCCUUACUGCUCCUUGAUGAUGCAACUAACCGCUACAUGCCUACUCCAGCUCACCAAUCUCUCAUGCUCAAACAAAACAGAUCAAAUUCCAUGCUCAAAAGGAUGAAUAAGCUGGGGAAGAAGGCUGACAAAUUCGCACACGGAAUCCGCGAACAUGUGAAACUUGGGAACAAGAUCAGCGAGACCUUGAAAGGAAAGUUAACCUUGGGGGCGCGGAUUCUGCAAGUAGGCGGUGUGAAGAAAGUGUUCAGGCAGUUCUUCAGUGUGAGUGAAGGGGAGAGGCUGUUGAAGGCAUGCCAGUGCUAUUUGUCAACUACAUCUGGCCCUAUUGCUGGGCUCCUCUUCAUUUCAACUGACAAGCUCGCAUUCUGCAGCGAGAGAUCGAUUCAGCUGUCAUCACCCGAGGGCAAAUCGAUCUGGGUUCACUACAAGGUUGUGAUCCCACUUGAGAAGAUACAAGGUGCCAACCAGAGCGAGAACACGAAAAAGCCCUCGCAGAAGUACAUGGAAAUAGUGACGGUGGACGGAUUCGAUUUCUGGUUCAUGGGUUUCUUGAAUUUCAAGAAAGCUUUCAAGCUGCAGGAUGACUACCACUGCAUCGACAUGAUUUUGCCAGUUGCUGAAGGUAUAUACAGCAAGUAGUAGUCUUGGUCUCAUGUUGAUAUGUAAUGAAGAGGACAUAGCUAGAAAUGGCUGCUGCAACUGCCAACUUAAAUCUAAUUAGUUGGUGAGGAAAUUAGAGCCCACAAAAUGUAAAGAGAGUUUAAGAUGUAAAUUAGAUUAACACGGUUUGAUUGAACGGCAUCUUCUAAAUCCUCGAGACACUGUCAAUUGUUAACAAAAGCAAAUCUUAACG
Linum trigynum is the source of this 1495-nucleotide messenger RNA. NCBI's taxonomy places the organism in Eukaryota, Viridiplantae, Streptophyta, Magnoliopsida, Malpighiales, Linaceae. The record is from the annotation of a GenBank genome assembly.